Alternaria atra is the source of this 615-nucleotide messenger RNA. RefSeq lists its product as uncharacterized. The transcript has 2 exons. The record is from RefSeq and is a predicted model, not a curated record. Lineage: Eukaryota; Fungi; Ascomycota; Dothideomycetes; Pleosporales; Pleosporaceae. Bases 1 to 615 code for a protein of 204 amino acids. Gene Ontology annotation, biological process: response to oxidative stress; protein repair. Gene Ontology annotation, molecular function: peptide-methionine (R)-S-oxide reductase activity.
AUGCGCUUCCCUUCCCUCCCAACAUUCAUCCGCGCCUUCCACACCGUCACCAAUACUACCAGCGCUUUUCUCCGAUCGAAUCCUACCAGUAAUCUCGGUCGCACUAUCUACAACACACCGCAGCGCGCAAUUAUUUACCGUUCGAUGCCAAAUAUCCCCUUCUUGGGCGCUCUUUUCGGAUCUUCUAGCAGCAUGGCGGACAACACAAACUACCCGGUACAGAAGCCUGAGGGCGAGUGGCAAGCACAGCUAUCGCCAGAGCAAUUCCGAGUCCUCCGAAAGAAGGGCACUGAGAUGCCUGGUUCCAGUAAACUCGACAAACACUACCCUGACGCCGGUGUCUAUACAUGCAUUGGAUGCGACGCGCCUCUCUAUAAAGCAAACCACAAGUUCGACUCUGGCUGCGGAUGGCCCGCAUUCUGGGAUGCCGUACCUGGCGCUGUCGGACAAAAGCCCGACCCUGGUCUUGGCAUGAUGAGGACAGAGAUUGUCUGCAAUAAUUGUGGAGGUCACUUGGGACAUAUCUUCAAGGGCGAGAGGUUCGGAAACCCAAAGGAUGAGCGACAUUGUGUAAACGGUGUCUCUAUCAACUUUUCCCCGGAGGAUAAAAACUAA